UCUGGGAGGUACUCGUGUUGCCUACUUGGAAGAUAAAGGCGUGACAAAGUUUGGAAUGAGUGUUGGGAACUCGUGUUUUUAAGUCUGCAGUGAAUCCUGUUCACCACCCUAACAGGAAAAGGGAAAGCCUACUGGUCCGGAAUUUUUUCAGAACACGAUAGAUAUUUUAUAUGGGGGUAUUUGAACUGUUUUACUUUCAAGUCGUCUCUUGAAACGUCACUUCCGCUUAGAGGCGGACACAUUGCAAACCUGUGGCGGGAGUUGGAGAUUCUGCUGCGAAUACACAAGGAUCAUCAUGCUUAAACUUCAUAACAUACAAAAGUCUCUUUCACCUCAAACUUCUUGUUCAACAAGUGAAUCUGAUAAACAUCUAGAUUACUUACCUGAGAAACUAAGAGCAAAGCUACUUCCGUUCCAGAAAGAGGGUAUCAUUUUUGCUCUCAGAAGAGAUGGCAGGUGUAUGGUGGCUGAUGAAAUGGGACUAGGAAAGACAAUCCAAGCAAUUGCAAUUGCUUAUUUCUAUAAAGAGGAAUGGCCUCUUUUAAUAGUUGUCCCUUCAUCGCUGAAGUACCCUUGGACGGAAGAAAUAGAGAAAUGGAUCCCAGAGCUAGAGCCUGAAGAAAUCAAUGUUAUUCAAAAUAAAAUUGAUGUUGGGAGAAUAUCGACCAGCAAAGUGACAGUUCUGGGCUAUGGUCUUUUAACCACUGGUGCAGAAACUUUGAUAAGUACUGUGAGCAACCAGAACUUCAAAGUAGUUAUUGUGGAUGAAUCACACUACAUGAAGUCUAGAACUGCAACACGCAGCAAGAUUUUAUUGCCAAUAGUACAGAAAGCCAGACGAGCUGUUCUUCUUACAGGAACUCCAGCUUUGGGAAGACCUGAAGAGCUAUUCAUGCAGAUAGAAGCUCUUUUUCCACAAAAAUUUGGAACGUGGACUGACUAUUCAAAAAGAUACUGUAACGCACAUGUCAGGUAUUUUGGUAAAAGAGCUCAGUGGGAUUGUAGAGGGGCAUCAAAUCUUAAUGAACUUCACCAGCUAUUAAGUGACAUAAUGAUUAGAAGAUUAAAGACUGAAGUUUUAACCCAGCUACCUCCUAAAAUUAGACAGCGUAUUCCAUUUGAUCUUCUACCAGCAGCAGCCAAGGAAUUGAAUACUAGCUUUGAAGAAUGGGAAAAAUUGAUGAGAGCUCCAAAUCCAGGUGGCACAGAGACUGUUAUGGGGUUGAUUACUCGCAUAUUUAAACAAACAGCGAUUGCUAAGGCAGGUGCAGUAAAGGAUUAUAUUAAGAUGAUGCUUCAGAAUGACUCACUUAAAUUUCUGGUGUUUGCUCACCACUUAAGCAUGCUUCAAGCUUGCACAGAAGCUGUAAUUGAAAGCAAGACUCGUUAUGUUAGGAUAGAUGGAAGUGUUCCAUCUUCAGAAAGGAUACAUCUGGUUAAUCAGUUUCAAAAGGAUCCUGACACUCGUGUGGCUAUCUUAAGCAUUCAGGCGGCUGGCCAGGCUCAGGUCACAGGGAGCACACUUAAUGGUAGGAAGGAACAACUUCAGGCUGAAGAAGGUGAUAAGGAAAAGUGGGAUUUCCUGCAGUUUGCUGAAGCAUGGACUCCAAAUGACAGUCCUGAAGAGCUCAGGAAAGAAGUUUUAUUCUCUCAUUUUGAAAAAGAAAAACAGCAUGAUAUUCGGUCAUUCUUUUUACCAAAAUCUAAAAAAGGACAGUUGGAGACCUCCUGUGAAGAAUCAAGGAUGUUCCAAGAGAAACACAGCAGAGUGGCAUUGAACCCUAGAAAAACAGAUUCAAGAGAUAUUGAUUAUGAAAGUGAUUUUGAACCUGAAGCUAAAAGACUGAAAUCAAUCACCAUCAAUGCCUGUAGCAACUUCCUAGAUAAAAAACCAUCUUGGGCCAAACAAACCAAAGCUGUGAUUGUGGAAGGUAUCCAUGAGGCCCAGUCUCCAUCAGCCACCCCACUGGUUCCUGAGAAGGGCUGGCAGUGUAAUUUCUGCACCUAUAUCAAUAAUUCAGCACUACCGUUUUGUGAAAUGUGUGAGAAUCCUCAAAGCAGUGCUGAUAGCCCCAACCAUGUCCAGGCUAUGAACAAAAAUGAAGAUGAGUCUCAGAAAAACACCUCCAAAAAAUUUCAAGUUAGCUCAGACUGUGAAAAACAAGUCCUUGCACAACCGGAACCUGACCAGUUGGCUGAGAACAAGGGAGAAUUGUCAGAAGAGGAGAGGGAGGACAGAUUCACAUCCCAGCCGUGUGAUGAAAGACUGAACAAUUCAGACAUUCUGCCACUAUAUGAUAGCUUAAUGUUUUGUGCAAGUAAGAACACUGAUCGGAUUCAUCUCUAUGAUAAGGAUGGAAAACAGAUGAACUAUAAUUUCAUUCCUUUGGAUAUAAAAUUAGACCUUUGGGAAGACUUACCAGCAAGCUUUCAACUAAAACAAAAUCGCUCUCUGAUUUUGAGAUUUGUUCGAGAAUGGAAUAGCCUAACUGCCAUGAAGCAGAGGAUAAUCAGGAAAAGUGGGCAGCUGUUCUGUAGUCCAGUUCUUGCUCUGGAAGAGAUCACAAAGCAACAAGCCAAACAAAGUACCAAAAGAUACAUAACCAAAGAAGAUGUUGCUGUAGCUACAGUGGACAAGGUAAAGAAAGAUGGCGGCCACAUCCGUCUGAUCACAAAGGAAUCCAGGCCUGAGGACCCUUCCCUAAUACACUCUCUUGAAGAUGGAGCCUGUAAGCCAUUGCUAAAUUCCUACACAGCCCACACUGAUCUCAUGGUGAAGUCCUCUACGUCCAAAGGCUACUUGCAAGCUGUGGAUAAUGAUGGAAAUCCACUUUGCCUUCACUGCCAGCAUCCCACUGGCCAAACUAAGGGAGAGUGUACAACAAAUGCGUGGGAUUCACGGCUUUGCUCUCUAAAAUGUCAAGAGGCAUUUUGGAUUCGAUCUAAUAACAGUUACCUGCGAGCCAGAGUAUUUGAAAUUGAACAUGGUGUGUGUCAGCUAUGUAACAUAAAUGCACAAGAACUCUUUUUGCGUCUGAGAGAUGCACCUAAAAGCCAGAGGAAGAGUUUUUUGGAUGCUACCUGGACCUCAAAACUCUCAUUAGAACAGCUAAAUGAAAUUAUAAGAAAUCCAGGGGAAGGACAUUUCUGGCAAGUGGAUCACAUUAAGCCAGUAUUCGAGGGAGGAGGACAGUGCUCGCUGGACAACCUACAGACUCUCUGUACAGUCUGUCACAAAGAGAGAACUGCCAGACAAGCCAAGGAAAGAAGCCAAGUGAGAAGACUAUCUGUAGCAUCAAAGCAUGGAUCUGACAUAACACGAUUUUUGGUGAAGAAGUAAGGUAGAAAAAUAUGUAAGUGAAUGACAGAUCAUUUACAUAUGGCAGAAUUUAACCCCUCCUAUUUUUUUUAUACCUAAUAUUGUAAGAGUGAAAUUAUCAAACAAAAACAUCAGCCAGUAAUUUAAACUUUGGUUUUGUUCUAAGUACUUUUAUUGUUAAAUAAUUUUUGCAAGUAUUUGGCUGGAAGUGAGAUAAAACACUAAAUAUUUUUAUGGUCUUAUUGCUUCAUGAAAACUUUCAAUUAUGUUUCAGCAAGAUUUUAUUGAGCUUUCUUUUUCCAUAAUAUUCCUUAAUCACUGUACUAUGCAUAGUGUUUGAAAAAUGUGCACUUAAUUACCUGAAAAAUGCUUUUAGAUUAGUAUUGGUUUGGGACUGUUGUAGAUAUAAAUGGAACAUUACAAAACGGUAAGGGAAAUUUUGGAGGCAAAUCAUUAUUUAGAACUCUGGGCCAGCUUGAUCAACUUGCUUACUAUGCAAGAGAGACUUAUUCACUAAACACUUCCAAAAUAGGUUUGGGCUACAUAUUUUGGAUAUUACCUUUCUUGCUUUAUUCCUCAGCCAAUGAUCUGUAUUGAAAAGAAGCUUUUUAAAGUAUGUUAAUUGUACCUGUGGUGUUUGUGGAAAAUGUGGUGUUCUGGGUAAUUGUUAAAA
This is a messenger RNA of Octodon degus (degu), 3992 nucleotides long. RefSeq names its product zinc finger RANBP2-type containing 3 (gene Zranb3). Gene Ontology annotation, molecular function: endonuclease activity; zinc ion binding; ATP binding. The transcript has 20 exons. Gene Ontology annotation, cellular component: nuclear replication fork. Gene Ontology annotation, biological process: replication fork processing; DNA repair. The record is from RefSeq and is a predicted model, not a curated record. Bases 296 to 3340 code for a protein of 1014 amino acids. Lineage: Eukaryota; Metazoa; Chordata; Mammalia; Rodentia; Octodontidae.